Molecule: messenger RNA, 3534 nt
Organism: Orycteropus afer afer
Lineage: Eukaryota; Metazoa; Chordata; Mammalia; Tubulidentata; Orycteropodidae
Gene: JMY
Product: junction mediating and regulatory protein, p53 cofactor
Biological process (GO): intrinsic apoptotic signaling pathway by p53 class mediator; positive regulation of apoptotic process; Arp2/3 complex-mediated actin nucleation
Cellular component (GO): nucleus; cytoplasm
Molecular function (GO): transcription coactivator activity; Arp2/3 complex binding; actin binding
Source: RefSeq, a predicted model, not a curated record
AUGUCGUUCGCACUCGAAGAGACUCUGGAGUCGGACUGGGUGGCAGUGCGGCCCCAUGUGUUCGACGAGCGGGAGAAGCACAAGUUUGUCUUCAUCGUGGCCUGGAACGAGAUAGAGGGCAAGUUUGCCAUAACUUGCCACAACCGGACGGCCCAGAGGCAGAGGAGCGGCUCCCGAGAGCAGGCGGGGGCGCGAGGGGGUUCCGAGGCUGGGGGUUCCACAUCUGAUGGGCCCCGCGGACCGGGCAGCCCGGCGGCUAAGGGCCGGCCCGAGGUCACCGCGUCUGCGACUCUUGGCUGGAGCCCUGGGCCCCGGAGGGUCUCUGCCUGGACUGAGGGCGGCUCUCCGAGGAGCGCCCGCAGCCUUCGGGGGGACCCUAUAAUACGGAAUCCAUCCAGCAAAGGGGCGGAGAGUCCCAUCAGGAGCCCAGUGAGGGCCAAGUCCAGCCCGGUCCCUAGAGGAGCUGAAGCCAGAGAUGUGGCAGGGACUGCCACUGCGGCAGCCCGUCUGGCGCCUGGGGAGGCCCCGGUGUCCUCGGUGCGGGUGGUGAGCGCCUCCGGGGUGGUGUCCGAAGAAAUCGAGGUGCUGGAAAUCGUGAAGGAGGAUGAGGCGGCCUCUGCGCCCCUGAUGCUCUCAGACGCAGAGCAGCAGCCGCCGCCUGCCACCGAGCUGGAGUCCCCGGCCGAGGAGUGCAGCUGGGCUGGGCUCUUCUCCUUCCAGGAUCUGCGCGCCGUACACCAGCAGCUCUGCUCUGUGAACUCGCAGCUGGAGCCAUGCCUGCCCAUGUUCCCCGAGGAACCCUCGGGCAUGUGGACUGUCUUGUUCGGGGGCGCCCCGGAGAUGACCGAGCAGGAGAUCGACACCCUGUGUUACCAGCUCCAGGUCUACCUAGGCCACGGCCUGGAUACCUGCGGCUGGAAAAUCCUCUCCCAGGUACUCUUCACGGAGACCGACGACCCAGAGGAGUACUACGAAAGCCUCAGCGAGCUAAGGCAGAAGGGCUACGAAGAAGUGCUUCAGCGGGCCCGGAAGCGCAUCCAGGAGCUCUUGGAUAAGCACAAGAAUACAGAGAGCAUGGUGGAACUUCUGGAGUUGUAUCAGAUGGAGGAUGAAGCCUACAGCAGCCUUGCAGAAGCCACAACUGAACUCUAUCAGUAUUUACUACAGCCAUUCAGAGACAUGAGAGAACUUGCCAUGCUGCGAAGACAGCAAAUCAAGAUUUCCAUGGAGAAUGAUUAUCUGGGUCCUCGAAGAAUUGAAAGUCUGCAAAAAGAAGAUGCUGAUUGGCAGCGGAAAGCUCACAUGGCUGUGCUUUCUAUUCAAGAUCUUACUGUCAAAUAUUUUGAAAUAACAGCUAAGGCUCAAAAAGCUGUGUACGAUCGAAUGCGAGCAGAUCAGAAGAAAUUUGGUAAAGCUUCAUGGGCAGCAGCUGCUGAACGUAUGGAAAAGCUCCAGUAUGCAGUUUCUAAGGAGACUUUGCAGAUGAUGAGAGCUAAAGAAAUCUGUUUGGAACAGAGGAAACACGCACUAAAAGAAGAGAUGCAGAGUUUGCAGGGUGGUACCGAAGCCAUAGCCCGAUUGGAUCAGUUAGAAGCUGAUUAUUAUGAUCUGCAACUUCAGUUGUAUGAAGUACAAUUUGAAAUCUUGAAGUGUGAAGAGUUACUAUUGACAGCACAACUAGAAACCAUCAAAAGACUUGUAUCAGAAAAGAGAGAUGAAGUGGUGUACUAUGACACUUAUGAAAGCAUGGAGGCCAUGCUGGAAAAGGAAGAGGUGGCAGCAUCUAUGCAUUUACAAAGAGAAGAACUGCAGAAACUUCAGCAAAAAGCACGCCAGCUGGAAGCAAGACGUGGACGUGUUUCAGCGAAGAAAGCCUACCUCAGAAACAAAAAGGAAAUUUGUAUCGCAAAACACAAUGAAAAAUUCCAACAGCGCCUUCGGAGUGAAGAUGAGUAUAGAACCCAUCACACAGUACAACUAAAGAGAGAAAAAUUACAUGAUGAAGAAGAAAGAAAAAGUGCCUGGGUUAGCCAAGAAAGACAGAAAACACUGGAUAGACUUCGAACGUUUAAACAGCGGUACCCUGGGCAAGUCAUACUUAAAUCAACCAGAUUGCGGCUGGCUCACGCAAGAAGAAAAAGCACAGCAAGUCCCGUGCCCUGCGAGGAUCAGUGUGACUCUGUACCAGGAGCACACCAGGUACAAGAGAAAACUGAAGAGGCAAAGGAAGGAAGAAGCAGUCUUGGGUUAUCACAGGCCACAGAACCCCAGAGCCUUGCACAGCUUGAAGAACCUUCAUUAGCACAACUUGAAGCCACUUCAUUACCUCUCUGUGGUGUUACCUCUGAACUGCCUCCCACUGUAUCGCUUCCACUUUUGACUAAUAAUGACCUUGAACCAGGUUCUCUUACCAUAGAUCCACUCCCACCACCUCUUCCUCCCACACCACCUCCCCCACCACCACCUCCUCCCCCUCCCCCCCCACCACCACCUCUGCCUGUUGCUAAGGACAGCACUACGGAGACACUGGAGAAAGGUCUGCCUAGAAUGGAGGGGAACGAGAAGAGGAUCCCAAAAUCUGCAAGUGCUCCCUCAGCACACCUCUUUGACAGCACCCAGCUGGUCAGUGCCAGGAAGAAGCUCAAAAAGACCACAGAAGGUUUGCAGAGGAGGAGAGUGAGCUCACCCAUGGAUGAGGUGCUAGCUUCCUUGAAGCGUGGCAGUUUUCACCUGAAAAAGGUUGAACAGCGAACUCUGCGUCCUUUUCCUGAUGAAGAUGAUAGUAAUAAUAUCUUGGCACAAAUAAGGAAAGGGGUGAAAUUGAAGAAAGUCCAGAAGGAAGUUUUGAGAGAAUCCUUCACACUUCUGCCCGAUACGGACCCUCUAACACGGAGCAUCCAUGAAGCUCUUAGAAGAAUUAAAGAAGCAUCCCCUGAGUCAGAAGAUGAAGAGGAGGUUUUGCCUUGCACAGACUGGGAAAACUAACAAGUGAAAUAAAAAGAAGAAAAAAUACCUACAGUUGAAGAUCAGUCCUUAUUGUUUUGGAGAAUAACAUUUUAAUCACUUGGUUCCCCAAUUGGAUUCCAUUGGAUCAGUGGAAUUGUUUGUAUUGGCCCAGUGAUGUGAAAUGAAGCACAGUUGGCAGGUUAUCACUUUUCCAGUCAUUCCAGUAGAUAGCAGUUAACAUGAAUUUUAGAUGUGCAAUGUUCCUGACUACAAUGAAGAAAAGGCCUUCUGGAGAGUCCUGGUUUUUAAGCACGUUCCCCUUUCCUCCACCCCCACCCUCUAAUUAUAUACUUGUAGUGGCCAGUUAAUCUAGGGAGUUGCUAUGAAUUGGAGGAACACUGGGGUGAGGUCUUCUGUGAGCUGUAUUGGGGCUGCUUUGAGAUCCAUCUGUCAGUGCACUGAAAAGUCAUCUGCUUGAAAAAUACAGAGCUUCUUCCAUAUCAGCUUAUAUAAAUAGUAUGACACUCUGAAAAAGAAGUUUAUCAUGAUAGGUAUAGGAUGGGACUUGAAAGAAAAUCAGAUGGAAAU